This is a messenger RNA of Kluyveromyces marxianus DMKU3-1042, 1356 nucleotides long. It is a transcript of the gene TRM82, whose product is annotated as Trm82p. NCBI's taxonomy places the organism in Eukaryota, Fungi, Ascomycota, Saccharomycetes, Saccharomycetales, Saccharomycetaceae. Gene Ontology annotation, biological process: RNA (guanine-N7)-methylation. Bases 1 to 1356 code for a protein of 451 amino acids. The record is from RefSeq and is a predicted model, not a curated record. Gene Ontology annotation, molecular function: tRNA (guanine(46)-N7)-methyltransferase activity; protein binding. Gene Ontology annotation, cellular component: cytosol; tRNA methyltransferase complex; nucleus. The transcript has a single exon.
AUGCUACAUCCUUUGCAGUCUGUUCUUUUGAACUCAGAUGCUUCCUUAUUAUUCUGUGUAAUUAAGAAUGAAAUCAAAGCAUUUAAACGGACCAACGAAGGUUAUGUGCUAUGUGGCGAGUGGAUAGACGACCUAGAUAAGACACCUUUGAUUAAAGAAAAGGUUUUGAAGGAACAAGUUAGACAACUGUCAGAAAAUGCCUCCAAGAAAUUGAAGACGAAUGAAGGAGAAUCCGUUACGCAACAACAUGUUGUUGCCGUUACGCAGCCAAAAAAGGAAGCCAAGGUACCCAAGCCGGGUCCAGGAGCGCCACCAAUAUAUCACUAUAUCAGGAACUUGGGCCUAUCCAGAAAUGAAAAAUUGUUGAUUGGAUGCACUGAUUCAGACAAGGCAGCCGUCAUAUUCAAAAUCGAUUUAGAAGAUGACAAGAAUAUCUUAAAGUUAAUCAAACGUCAACCUUACCCAAAGAGGCCAAAUGCUAUAACUACCUCUAUGGAUGACUCAGACCUUAUCCUAGCGGAUAAAUUUGGAGAUAUUUACUCUAUGCCAAUUGCGGAGGAAGUACUAAGCUCUAUAAAUGAUGAAAAAGCACCUAUUCUAGGCCAUGUUUCUAUGCUUACAGAUGUAAACAUGGUGAAGGAUUCCGAAGGGAAACAAUACAUAAUUACUGCAGACAGAGAUGAGCAUAUCAGAAUCUCUCAUUAUCCACAAAGUUAUAUUGUCGAUAAAUGGUUAUUUGGUCAUGAAGAGUUUGUGUCCUCCAUUUGCAUACCAACGUGGAAUGAUAGGCUACUCUUCAGUGCUGGUGGUGACCAUUUUGUUUUCUCGUGGGACUGGAAGUCAGGUAAGUUAUUACACAAGUUUGAUUACUCGGAGCUCAUCAAGAAUUACUUGACAAAUGACCAUUUGGCACCAGAAAGAUUCCAAAACGAAAAAGGAGAUGUUAUCGAAUACAGUGUACUAAAAAUUGUGAGCAUAAAAGAUGUACCAUUAAUUGUAUUCCUAGUUGAAGCUACCAAGGUCCUCUUCGUACUGAAGGUGGAUACUGAAACUGGUGUACUUUCUUUGCAUCAAUCUUUGGAAUUCGAAAAUAACAUUAUAAGUAUCACAAGUGCUCCUGAUUCCAAGACAUUGGGUGUCUCACUAGAUAACAGAGAUAAUCAGGAUGCAGACAUUAUCAAACUACUUUUCUUGGAGAACGAAACAUUUGUUGAACAGAAAAAUGUUAAUAAAAACUUAUCUGAUUCAAUCAAACUGGCAUUAGAAUCAGACAAGAUAGCUAAUGUAGAAAGGGAAGACGUUUACCCGUUAUACCACAAUGCCUCGUUAAGAAAGCACGGAGAGCAUUUCUCAUAG